Molecule: messenger RNA, 3287 nt
Organism: Syzygium oleosum
Lineage: Eukaryota; Viridiplantae; Streptophyta; Magnoliopsida; Myrtales; Myrtaceae
Product: ferric reduction oxidase 7, chloroplastic-like
Exons: 10
Coding region: 781-3018 (745 amino acids)
Cellular component (GO): plasma membrane
Molecular function (GO): oxidoreductase activity
Source: RefSeq, a predicted model, not a curated record
AGAAGAUGAUGAAGAGCUGAUGUGGGGGAGGACUCUUUUGUGACGAUGCACUCCAUGACCAUUAGUAGCGAUAGAAUGAAUCCCAGUUCGGACGAUGUCGGCACUGUGCAGUGCAUGGGUUUCAGUAGGAGUAGCUGAGACCUAUCGGUCUGGUCUGUCUCUCAGCUCGGGAUGAAGAUGAUGAAGAGCUGAAUGUGGGGAGGACUCACUGGUGACGGUUUCAACUAUCAAAGCAGUGAGUACACAAAACGCGAGGAGGAGAGCAAUGGGAAACUCUUGUUUUUGUACAAGCUUCUGGGGAGAACAAGAUUACAGGGACAGCUCCUCGUGCACUGCAGGUGAUACAUGGCGGUCCGGUCGUCGAUCAGUUAUCGCGGGCAGGCAUGAGCGUAAAUGCUUGCGACCAUGAAUUGACUCAGUGAAGACGACGAUCAUGAACAAUGACAACAAUAAUUCUCGCGUCCGUGGAUAAAAAAGGGGACCGCCUCGACUUCACUGCCAGGGGACUCUUCUGCCUGGACAACCAGAAAUUGAAUACAUGGUCCGAUUUUUUUUUUUUAUGUGGACUUGGUUUUUAGUGUUUGAUCGGACACAAAAAAGAGGCAAAGAUAUGAUUUUUAUCUCCCCGCCACUGGCAAAAGCAAACAGUAGACUCUUCAUCUAUCAAGAGUCGUAUCUGUGUAUUGUCAACAUCUCCAGUGCGGGGGCGGAGGGGCUCAAAGUGAAUACUAAGAUUGUGACAAUUCGCUGUGAAUACCCUCCAUCACGAAAUCACUUUCCAUGGCCGAUAACCACUCUGCUGAUGAGCCCCUGCUGCUGAACCUUACCGAUGCCGAGAAUGAGAAUCCGCCUCGUUCCGCCUUUGCCACCGCGAUCAUCAAAUGGGUUCUCGGCGUCGCCAUGUGGCUCGUUCUCGGUUUAUGGGUCGCGGUUUUUUUUAUUUUCCCUUCGGAUGCCGGGACUGAGCUCUUGGAGAGUUGGACCAGCGCGACCAGCGGAAGCAUAUAUGGAACUACAGGGAGCAUAUUCUUGCUGUGUAGCGGUCCGAUUCUCGUCAUCGUGUUUCUUGCCAUAGCAAGUCUUAUGGUUGAUGGGAAGAAAGCGCUCCAAUUGAAGACGAGUAGCAAAUACCCAAGGAUUCGAUUGCGGACAUUUCCCAUCCUGGCUGAUGGACCAUUUGGAGUAGUCUCAGCAGCUGAGUUUAUUGGGAUUUGCCUCUUUGUAGCGUUCGCUAUUUGGGCUUUAUAUGCUUAUACCAUGCAGAAUCUCAACGUGUUGUCGGAGCUCUCGUUAUCUUCGGAAGGGAAAUGGAUUUUGAUGCUUAUACUUACCGGACUUCGCUUUGCUUCGAUCGGGAUAUACUGCUUGGCAUUUCUCUUCCUCCCAAUUUCUAGGGGAUCUGUUCUUCUUAGUAUCAUAGAUAUCCCCUUUGAGCAAGCAACCCGGUAUCAUGUCUGGCUUGGAAAUCUCACAUUGCUCUUCUUCACUCUCCAUGGGCUAUGCUUCAUAAUUGCAUGGGCGCUGGAAGGUCGACUGCUAGAUGAAAUACUGCAGUGGAAGGAUGAAGGUAUUGCCAUUCUACCCGGGGUUAUCAGCCUUUUGGCUGGUCUACUGAUGUGGGUGACCACGUUGCCUCCGGUGAGGAAGAAGAACUUCGAGUUAUUCUUCUAUACACACCAACUCUAUGUUGUCUUCGUCAUCUUUCUGGCUCUGCAUGUCGGAGAUUUUAUCUUUAGUAUAGCUGCUGGAGGGAUUUUCCUCUUCGUGAUCGACCGGUUUCUCAGAUUCUGCCAAUCGCGAAGGACUGUGGAUGUAAUUUCCGCAACGUGCCUCCCUGGCGGAAGUAUAGAAUUGGUCUUCUCAAAGCCAGCAAAUCUGCGGUACACUGCCCUGAGCUUCAUCUUCCUUCAGAUUAGGGAAUUGUCUUGCCUUCAAUGGCAUCCUUUCAGUGUUUCUUCUAGUCCUCUGGCUGGAAGGAAACGUAUCUGUGUCCUCAUAAAGGUCUUAGGGGAAUGGACCUCGAACUUGAAGAGCAAGGUAUUGCAUAUGUCCAGCACAGAAGGAGAAAACGGCCUCCGCAGCCAAUCUCGUUCCAAAAUUACAGCUUCUGUCGAAGGGCCUUACGGGCAUGAAAUCCCUUACCAUCUGAUGUAUGAAAAUCUCAUUCUGGUAGCUGGAGGCAGUGGGAUAUCCCCCUUUUUGGCCGUCUUGAGUGACAUACUCCAUCUUACAAAUCAAGGGAAACCAUGCUUGCCAAAGAAUGUCUUGGUGAUUUGGGCCAUAAGAAAAUCCAAUGAGCUUCAUCUGCUUUCCACUCUGGAUACGGAGUCGACCUGUCCUAACUUUUCUGAUAAGCUGGACCUCGAAGUUCGUGUCUACGUCACUAGGGAAUCGGAUCCUCCACUGGAAGAAGGUAACAUUGAUGAGGGCAUUAGCACUUCCAUGUCUCCUCCAUCCAGGGGAAGCGGCAUGUCCGUUCUAGUUGGUACGGGAAACCGCGCGUGGUCCGGAGCUUAUGCCAUCUCGUCCAUUGUUGGAUUUGCCGUAUCGAUGGCCCUGCUGGACAUCUUCUACAUAAACCCUUUGAAUAUAGUCUCAUGGUGGUACAAAGGCCUCUUGCUUGUAGGAUGCAUGAUUGGCAGUGUAAUUAUAUUUGGAGGUCCUGUCAUCUAUUCAUGGCAUCGCUGGGAAAAAAGAGCCGUAGCUGCAGAGGAAGUCGAGGAUGGCGAGAACGAUGACAAGUCGCAGCAGAGUGCACAUUCCAAUACAAUGCAGGACAACAUAGUCCCAAAAGAUCACGCUUUGUCAUGGACUACGCAUUACGGCGCUAGACCAAACUUUGAAGAAAUCUUCAUGUCCGUGUCUGAGCGCUGGGGCAAUGUCGAUAUUGGCGUGAUCGUGUCCGGUCCCGCAACUCUUCGCCGAGCGUUGCCAAGCAAAGGUGCAGGUCACAGUAACUUGAGGAGGCGAGCACUUCACCCAGUCUUCCAUUACAACAGCCACAGUUUCGAUCUGUAGCUACCCUGUCAAUGGCUGUUCAAUCUCAUCCGUGCCAAGCAUGUGACAGAUCCAAUCCACGAGCAUCGAUCAGCCUAGAGUACUCAUGAUAUAGUAUCCUAAUCAACAAUCAUAUAGGAUCGGAAUAUCUUUGUAAUGUGACGCGACGCAGUAUUACGAUGCCUGGUUGGAUGAUUAGUGUACUCUGAAUCUAAAAUGUGAGACACCCAGGUAUAUGCAAGUGGACAUUGUUUCACUGAUACAUAUUAAUGAACUGAAUAUUAUUAGGA